Messenger RNA from Plodia interpunctella (Indianmeal moth), 646 nucleotides. RefSeq lists its product as uncharacterized. The transcript is spliced from 5 exons. The record is from RefSeq and is a predicted model, not a curated record. Bases 99 to 629 code for a protein of 176 amino acids. Lineage: Eukaryota; Metazoa; Arthropoda; Insecta; Lepidoptera; Pyralidae.
CUGUUUUUCAAUAUCAAAGUUUUACAACGCAAGUAAUAAAAUAACCAUUUCAAUGUAUGAUGAAAUUGCAAAUUUCGCUUAGGAAUCAAUAGAAAAGUAUGAAACUUGUGUUAGUGGCUCUCUUUAUUUGUAAAACAUCAUUAUGCCAAGAAGUUAAGGUGUUGACUCCCUCCCGGCGGUACAAGCACAACAUCGCGCAAGUGGCCAAGUACCAGGAUGCUCAGCACAGAGGCGAGAGAUGGUACUCGUACUCGUCCAUGUCUCAUGAUCCCUUUGAAGCAUCACAUCACUCUAGUGACAGCUUGCCAUCUAUGACUGAACGAGAAGCCUCAGAGAGUCGUUCCUCAGACGCAUCGUCAGCUUACACUUCAGAAAUAAAUAACAAACUCAAAAAGAAGAAGCUUCGCAAAUGCACAUCGUGUCCGUACGACAUGCUGAAGCAGUUUGGUAAUCGAGGCAUCAAGUGGAUCUGCGGACAGUACCAAAGAGCUCGGAGGUCGUUCAAGAGCGAGUGCAUGAUGCGGUACAGGAACUGCGAGGAUGGCACUAUGUUUGUGAAGAUGCACGAUAACCGUUGCAAGACCGACCCAUAUCACGGAGAACAUUGGUUUUACAUCUACAAAGUAUAAUAUAAAUAAAUAAAAUA